AUGGGCCAGCAUUAUCCGGUAACUGCUAAGUUACGUUUCCCAUGCACCAAUAACAUAGCUGAAUAUGAGGCUUGCAUCCUGGGUCUCAGAUUGGCACUUGAUAUGGGUGUUCAUGAAUUAGCCAUCACUAAGAAAGCAAUUGCAGAUUUCAUCAGGAAUAACUUGAUUUGUCGAUUCGGAGUGUCGGAAUCAAUCAUUACGGAUAAUGGGGAAAACUUGAACAGUCACUUGAUGAGUGAAAUUUGUGAUCAAUUUAAAAUCGUGCAUCGCAAUUCGACUGCAUACCAUCCCCAAAUGAAUGGAGUUGUGGAAGCAGCCAACAAAAAUAUCAAGAAGAUCUUAAGAAAGAUGAUCAAAAAUAAUAGAUCAUGGCAUGAGAUGUUACCUUACGCUUUGCUAGGGUAUCGCAUAACAGUUCGAACUUCCACCGGGGCAACCCCUUAUUUACUUGUCUAUGGGAAUGAAGCCGUGAUACCUGCUGAAGUUGAAAUACCUUCUCUAAGGAUUAUUCAGGAAGCUGGGUUGAGUAACGAAGAUUGGGUCCGUGCUCGCCAUGAGAAACUCAUGUUGAUUGAUGAGAAGAGAAUGGUCGCUGUAUGCAUGGUCAGCUAUAUCAACACAGGAUGGUUCGUGCUUUUAACAAGAAGGUGA
Capsicum annuum is the source of this 651-nucleotide messenger RNA. RefSeq lists its product as uncharacterized. The coding region runs from base 1 to 651 and encodes 216 amino acids. The record is from RefSeq and is a predicted model, not a curated record. The transcript is spliced from 2 exons. Gene Ontology annotation, biological process: DNA integration. NCBI's taxonomy places the organism in Eukaryota, Viridiplantae, Streptophyta, Magnoliopsida, Solanales, Solanaceae. Gene Ontology annotation, molecular function: nucleic acid binding.